Messenger RNA from Prunus dulcis (almond), 1474 nucleotides. RefSeq lists its product as uncharacterized. The coding region runs from base 276 to 800 and encodes 174 amino acids. The transcript is spliced from 2 exons. NCBI's taxonomy places the organism in Eukaryota, Viridiplantae, Streptophyta, Magnoliopsida, Rosales, Rosaceae. The record is from RefSeq and is a predicted model, not a curated record.
UGAUCAUUCUCCUAAUCCCCUCUGUACCCAAGCUGGCACCACUGUCUCCGUCCUUCCACACUUCUUCUACUAGAUCACUACUUGUGCUAAUCUCUUCCAAAAUCUCAAAAACCCUAACCCUAAUCUUCCCCCAACCCCCUCUGUAAAUACACCACCACACCAUUUUUCUUCACUUAAAAAGACAGACGAAAACCUAUCUCUCUCUCUCUCUCUCUCUCUUCAUCACUUCACCUCCCAUGCUUUGACUCAGACAAUUCAACAAACACUAAACAAGCAUGCUGAUACACCUGAUGUGCUUCCUCCUCCUCUCGUUGCUCUCAUUCACCACGUGCUCCAAUUCGUCGCAGCGUUCCGUCUACGACGUGCUGCGGGCCCACGGACUUCCGAUGGGCCUGCUGCCCAAGGGCGUAGUCGACUUCGAAGUAGACGACGAGGGCCGGUUCCAGGUGCACCUGGAUCAGGCCUGCAAUGCCAAAUUCGAGAGCCAGUUGCAUUACGAUAGGAACGUCUCGGGGACGCUGAGUUUCGGGCAGAUCGGAUCCUUGUCGGGUAUUUCGGCCCAGGAGCUGUUCCUCUGGUUCCCGGUUAAAGGAAUCCGGGUCGACGUGCCCAGCUCCGGCAUCAUUUACUUCGAUGUCGGCGUCGUUUAUAAGCAAUUCUCCUUGUCUCUAUUCGAAACUCCUCCGGUUUGCACCGCUGCCACCACCUCCGUUGAAGCCGUUGGAACCGUGUUCGAGGGCGAAUCGGGGAAAUUGCGGUUCAAGCUUGAUCAUGAACUUGUUGGGAGAGAUUUUGUGUAGAGUUUUGGAGGGGAGGAGAGUAGGUGUUUUGAAGGUGUGGUCUGGAUUAGUUUUGUUGGUUGGUUGAGUUGUUUUACUUUUAGUGGCCAGUGAAUUCGAUUGGAAACCAAGAUUGGAGGAGGCAAAGAUAUUACCAGUGAGUUUUGUGUCACAAAAGCGCAAAAGGUUGAGUGAGGCAGAAGCAAUUGAUCAGAUGAAGCCCAAAUCAGGUGAUGAAUCUGCAACAGGUUUAUGUCUUGUGUUGUAUUUUUUUUUUUUUUUUUAAAGUUCAUAUUGGUAUCAUGAAAAUUAGUGAUGGUAUAAAAAGCUUCCAAUAAAAAAAAUAAAAAAACCCUUUGCCUUUUGCAUUGCUCUGUUUUAGCUGUUGGUAUAAUUUGUCAGUUUAUGAGUUGUGGGUGGAACAGAGGAGAAGUAGAUGAGAGGAAGAGGGCGAACCCAGAUAGAAUUUAUAUUUGUCUGGUUGUGAUCAGGUCUCUAAACUUUUAUUUAAAUUAUUAUGAUCAGGUCUCUAAACUCUGAACUUUAAGGACUCUGUUUCAAUUGUCAGAGAGAGUUUGAGCAGAGGUUUUGAUUAGUGAUGCUAAAAUGAGAGAAAAUUCUGCACUUGGUUUGUUGCGUUUCUUCUUUGUCAUAGCAGAGAGACUUUGUAGAUAGUAUAUGUGUAUUUGUUGAUC